UUGAAACAAAAAGAAAAUAGAGAUCUGACUAAAGAGAAAUUGUAUCACAUUGGUGUCAGUUUAAAUAGUCAUUCAAAGUAUCUGAACUUAACAAUGAGGAUGUUUUUUAUUACUCUCUGGUGGCUGACAGCCAGUGGAAGUUUUCCUGUAGUUGCAAGCAAUCAUGGAGUAACAUUCAACACUGCCUGCAACAAUGCAACAGUGAAGAAAACAGCAUAUAUUGGAGAGACAGUUUCCAUUACCUGCAAAUAUUCACAAGCAGAUGAAAGCAGCAUCAGAAAAUUCUGCAGACAUGAUGGAAACUUCAGCUGCUCAAAUAUAAUUUCAUCAAGGAGGUCAAUGCAGACAAGACUGUCAAGGUUUUCCCUUACUGAUGAAGGAGAGCAAGGGGUGUAUGAAGUGAACAUCUCCAUGCUAACUCAGGAGGAUUCAGGCAGAUACUGGUGUGCCUUAGAAGGAAAUACUUCCAUUACCUGUUUACAGGUGUUAUUUCUCCAUGUUCUGCGCCAUUUUUAUGAUAAUGGUGAUGAAGGUGAUGCUGAAGAUAAUGAUGAUGAUGGUGCUGCUGUCAAUGAUGUGAAAGAAGAGUACCCUUCAAAACUAAGCUUGAUUGCUUGUAUUGUGAGUGUGGUAAUAGUGGUGGCUGCUAUAAUUGUAGUAAUACUUUUUCGACGGAAAAUCUUCAACAUGCAAGGUUGUUGUGUUUCAGAGGAAGAAGCAGAGGACAAUGAAGAUGUUCAAAACACAGAGAGAAAUGAUGAAAAUCACCAAUAUGAGGAGAUACAGAUACAAAACAAACAAGAAAAUGCAGUCUGUACUCUUUAUUCUACAGUGAACCUACCAGCAGAAAAGCUGCAUUACACCAGUGUCAAUAUCCAUAAGGACAGUUCCACUGAAAAUACAAAUGGAUCUUCCAUCUUAAAUGGUAGUCUUAGAGAUGCAGGACAGACUCCUGCAGAGACAACUCUCUACUCUAUUAUUACAAACCUUGGAGAAUAGUGCAGUAAAUUAAUGUGGCUCUCCCAAGCAUAAGUAACAGGUUUAAUGAUAAACAUUUCUUUUUUACAUAAAUAUAUAUUUCAUAAUGUUGGAAUCAUUACUUAUAUGAAUAACCACAUUUUUUUAUUGGCUUGAUGCACUGAUAAUGAAAAAGCAGCAUAAACUCAUCAGAGAAACCAAUGCCUAAGAGAACAGUUUGAUAGUGAACUCUCUGAAGCACAAAGCAACCCAUUUUCAAAAUAUGUUUUUGUUUUUUCCAAAAAUUUGAUUUAUGAAUCUUUGGAUAGCACUUCACAUAGCCUGUGUUCUUCCUGUCCCUGCUGUGUCUUCAAAGCUCUGCUUUUCCAAUGCUUAAAUGAGCAUUUUGAGAUCUUCAGAAGACAGUCUGAGAGGACUGGCAGUGUUAACAAACAGAGUUGGCCAUCAGAUGUCAUCAUUUUUUAUUGUCAGAAAGCCAGGAAACCCAGCUUUUAAGGAGUGAGUGGAGAAAUAUAAUGAAGUUAAAUGUGCUGAAAAAGAUAUUUAAUUUUUUCUAGUUGAGACUUUGCAUAUAGUUACAUACAUUUAGAAUUAAGGACUAAUUAUUUAAUAAUUCACUUGCAAUUUUUGUUUCUUAAAGCAUUUUAACCUGGUUUCAGGUAACUUUCUAUUUAACAAACUGCAGUAUGUGCUUAAUAUUAC
Cyprinodon tularosa is the source of this 1680-nucleotide messenger RNA. RefSeq names its product CMRF35-like molecule 8. The transcript has 7 exons. Bases 94 to 999 code for a protein of 301 amino acids. The record is from RefSeq and is a predicted model, not a curated record. NCBI's taxonomy places the organism in Eukaryota, Metazoa, Chordata, Actinopteri, Cyprinodontiformes, Cyprinodontidae.